Messenger RNA from Carassius gibelio (silver crucian carp), 3948 nucleotides. RefSeq names its product titin-like. NCBI's taxonomy places the organism in Eukaryota, Metazoa, Chordata, Actinopteri, Cypriniformes, Cyprinidae. The record is from RefSeq and is a predicted model, not a curated record. The transcript is spliced from 2 exons. Bases 428 to 3304 code for a protein of 958 amino acids.
GUCCUCCUUCUCACGGUGUCUGUCCCAGAUCACUUCCUGUUCCCUUAUAUGGUCACCUUCCUCCUUGUUACGUGAUUGAUUGUUCACCCCACCUGUCUCCUGUUUCCCAAUCAUCCUUCUGUGUAUAAAUACCCAGUCUGUCUUAGUCUAUGUUACGGAGUCCUUGUCUGAUGUCAUUGUGUUUCAGGUCCAUCAGUCUUGCUUUGUCUUACCCUAUGUGUCUCAUUCUCUCGUUCCACCAGACUUCCUCUACCUUUCCGUUCUUCCGAGUUCCCCGUUUCAUCCAGUUCCCUUUUUGUUUGAUUUGUCUCUCAUGACUGUUUAUUUUGUAUUUACCCCUCUGUUUAAAUAAAACCCUUACCUGCAUUUGGAUCUACCCUCUCUUUGUGUUUUUCCCCAAUACCUAUCGUGACAGAAGGACUCCGUCAUGCCUAGAUCCAGCGGUGUGGGAUUUCGAAUCGGUUCCCCAGCCACCAUGGAGGAACGGAGGGGGAGAUACCAGAACUUAAUCACCCUUCAUCAAGAGGGAAGUGAGGUGGGUGGCCUGGCGCAAUUGUUUUGGACUAUGGCAGUCGGGCUAGGUUACAAUGAUGCAGCACUAAAGGAUUUAUUUAAUAAUUGCCUGGAUGAUCCUUUACCUUCAUGGGAGAUGAAGGGGUUAGAGAUACUGGACUUUUGGGGGUUUACCAAUUACCUGCACCAUCGUGCCCAGUGGAAUGCAACAACCACACCAGAGUGUCCAGACAAGGCUGCCAGCUCAGCCCCACAGCACAAGAUGGGCGCCAGCCCAACCCCACAGCACAGGAUGGCCGCCAACCCAGCCCCACAACCCAAGAUGGCCACCAGCCCAGCCCCACAGCCCAAGAUGGCCGCCAACCUAGCGUCACAGCCCAAGAUGGCCGCCAGCCCUGCACCACAGCACAAGAUGGUCGACUCAACGCCACCGACUCCCCAUCGUAGAGGGCGGAGGAGGAGACAGGCAGCUGCUGUUCCCGAGGCGGUGCCCGAUGCGGUUUCCGAGGCGGGGCCCGAUGCAGUUCCCGAGGCGGUGCCCGAGGCGGUGCCCGAUGCUGUUUCCGAGGCGGUGCCCGAUGCUGUUUCCGAGGCGGGGCCCGAUGCAGUUCCCGAGGCGGUGCCCGAGGCGGUGCCCGAUGCUGUUCCCGAGGCGGUGCCCGAUGCAGUUCCCGAGGCGGUGCCCGAUGCAGUUCCCGAGGCGGUGCCCGAGGCGGAGCCCGAUGCUGUUCCCGAGGCGGAGCCCGAUGCUGUUCCCGAGGCGGAGCCCGAUGCAGUUCCCGAGGCGGUGCCCGAUGCAGUUCCCGAGGCGGUGCCCGAUGCUGUUUCCGAGGCGGUGCCCGAUGCAGUUUCCGAGGCGGUGCUCUAUGCAGUUCCCGAGGCGGAGCCCGAUGCAGUUCCCGAGGCGGUGCUCGAUGCAGUUCCCGAGGCGGUGCUCGAUGCAGUUCCCGAGGCGGUGCCCGAUGCAGUUUCCGAGGCGGUGCCCGAUGCAGUUCCCGAGGCGGUGCCCGAUGCUGUUCCCGAGGCGGAGCCGGAUGCUGUUCCCGAGGCGGAGCCCGAUGCAGUUCCCGAGGCGGUGCCCGAUGCUGUUCCCGAGGCCGAGGCCGAUGCAGUUCCCGAGGCGAAGCCCGAUGCAGUUCCCGAUGCUGUUUCCGAGGCGGUGCCCGAUGCAGUUCCCGAGGCGGUGCCCGAUGCUGUUUCCGAGGCGGUGCCCGAUGCAGUUCCCGAGGCGGAGCCCGAUGCAGUUCCCGAGGCGGAGCCCGAUGCAGUUCCCGAGGCGGUGCCCGAUGCUGUUUCCGAGGCGGUGCCCGAUGCAGUUCCCGAGGCGGAGCCCGAUGCAGUUCCCGAGGCGGAGCCCGAUGCAGUUCCCGAGGCGGAGCCCGAUGCAGUUCCCGAGGCGGAGCCCGAUGCAGUUCCCGAGGCGGUGCCCGAUGCAGUUCCCGAGGCGGUGCCCGAUGCUGUUUCCGAGGCGGUGCCCGAUGCAGUUCCCGAGGCGGUGCCCGAUGCAGUUCCCGAGGCGAAGCCCGAUGCGGUUCCCGAUGCAGUUCCCGAGGCGGUGCCCGAUGCUGUUUCCGAGGCGGAGCCCGAUGCAGUUCCCGAGGCGGUGCUCGAUGCAGUUCCCGAGGCGGUGCCCGAUGCAGUUCCCGAGGCGGUGCCCGAUGCAGUUCCCGAGGCGGAGCCCGAUGCAGUUCCCGAGGCGGAGCCCGAUGCUGUUCCCGAGGCGGUGCCCGAUGCUGUUCCCGAGGCGGUGCCCGAUGCUGUUCCCGAGGCGGUGCCCGAGGUUGUUCCCGAGGCGGUGCCCGAUGCAGUUCCCGAGGCGGUGCUCGAUGCAGUUCCCGAGGCGGUGCUCGAUGCAGUUCCCGAGACGGUGCCCGAUGCAGUUCCCGAGGCGGUGCCCGAUGCAGUUCCCGAGGCGGAGCCGGAUGCAGUUCCCGAGGCGGAGCCGGAUGCAGUUCCCGAGGCGGAGCCCGAUGCAGUUCCCGAGGCGGAGCCCGAUGCAGUUCCCGAGGCGGUGCCCGAUGCUGUUUCCGAGGCGGUGCCCGAUGCAGUUCCCGAGGCGGUGCCCGAUGCAGUUCCCGAGGCGAAGCCCGAUGCAGUUCCCGAUGCAGUUCCCGAGGCGGAGCCCGAUGCAGUUCCCGAGGCGGAGCCCGAUGCAGUUCCCGAGGCGGAGCCCGAUGCAGUUCCCGAGGCGGUGCUCGAUGCAGUUCCCGAGGCGGUGCCCGAUGCAGUUCCCGAGGCGGAGCCCGAUGCUGUUCCCGAGGCGGAGCCCGAUGCUGUUCCCGAGGCGGUGCCCGAUGCUGUUCCCGAGGCCGAGGUCGUUCCCGAGGCGGUGCCCGAUGCAGUUCCCGAGGCGGAGCCCGAUGCAGUUCCCGAGGCGGAGCCCGAUGCUGUUCCCGAGGCGGAGCCCGAUGCUGUUCCCGAGGCGGUGCCCGAGGUUGUUCCCGAGGCGGUGCCCGAUGUUGUUCCCGAGGCGGUGUCCGUUACAGUUCCCGAGGCGGUGACCACAAGGCCGUGGUGGUCUUCGGCUCCGCCCUGGGAGACUCUGGCGGUGACCACGAGGACGUGGUGGUCGUCCGCUCCACCCUGGGGGACUCUGGUGGUGACCACGAGGACGUGGUGGUCUUCUGCUCCGCCCUGGUGGACUCCGGCCUCGACCACAGAGACGUGGUGGUCUUCCGCUCCGCCCUGGAGGGCUUUGACUUUGACCACAAGGCCAUGGUGGUCUUCCGCUCCGCCCUGGAGGGCUCUGGCCUUGACCACACGGCUGUGGUGGUCAUCUGCUCCGUCCUAGUGGACGCCUCAACAUGUCCUUCAUGGACUUAUGUUUUGUGUUUUUUGAGUUCUGUUUCUGUCUGUUCUCUUUAGUUUAGUCUGGCCCUCCGUCCCUCCCCCUGUACCUCCUCCGGUCCUCCUCCCUCCUGGUCUCCCGGUUUUAUGUAUCAUUUCUGGUGUUUGUUCCCCUUGUGUUCCUUUUCUGGCCCUCCGUCCCUCCCCCUGAGCCUCCACCUGUCCGCCUCCCUCCUGGUCUCUGUGUCAUGUUUUGUCUUUAAGCGUCUGGUAGCCGCUCCGUAGAGGGGGGGUACUGUCACAGUGUCUGGGUUGUCGUUCCCCGGGGUUCCACUAGAUGUCCUCCUUCUCACGGUGUCUGUCCCAGAUCACUUCCUGUUCCCUUAUAUGGUCACCUUCCUCCUUGUUACGUGAUUGAUUGUUCACCCCACCUGUCUCCUGUUUCCCAAUCAUCCUUCUGUGUAUAAAUACCCAGUCUGUCUUAGUCUAUGUUACGGAGUCCUUGUCUGAUGUCAUUGUGUUUCAGGUCCAUCAGUCUUGCUUUGUCUUACCCUAUGUGUCUCAUUCUCUCGUUCCACCAGACUUCCUCUACCUUUCCGUUCUUCCGAGUUCCCCGUUUCAUCCAGUUCCCUUUUUGUUUGAUUUGUC